AUGUCCAGCAACGCUGUAUUGGAGUUGGUUUCUGACCAAAAUAGCCCUGAAAAUAAUAGACGUACUGCCGCAGAGCUCCAAUUCAAUAAGCUUGCUGCCGAAAACCCAACCCAGGUGGCUUUUGAGCUUAUCCAGGGAGCGUGUGGUGAAAACCAGAGGAUUGACAUCAGACAAGCGUGUCUUUUGCAUUUGAAACGUCUUGUUCCGAAAUUCUGGUCUUUGGGGUUUCAGCUGUUUGUGGGUCCACCAAUUGACCAGGAACUCAAGACGAAUAUUCGUUCUUCGUUGAUCCACUUGGUGUCUAGUGAAAGUAACUCCAAGAUCAGAUCGGGUGCUGCUUAUGUGAUUGUUCAAAUUGCAGCGGCAGAUUACCCUGACGAAUGGCCAGAUUUGCUUGUACGUUUGUACGAUUUGGCUCGUGAUUUGAAUAACCACGUUGCCGUGGUGGGUAGUUUGUCUGUGUUGACUGACUUGUUUGAUGAUCUUAUUACAGAGGAGCAGUUCUGGGAGGGCGGCGUUGGAGCCCAGCUUCUUUCGUACAUUACCAACUUGUUGAGCCAGGAAUCUUUGCCAGCCACCAUUAAAACUAGUGCUCUUAAGUUGUACCUUACCGUGUAUAACACAUUGCUGAGUGCUGAAGCUGUGGAGUCUCCUGAAAGAAAGGCUGCAGUCACUGACCACAUUGCUCAAAUGUUCAUGAUUUUGGGCCAGCUACUACAGCAACUGAAUGCCGCCACUGCUAAUUCCGUGGACCUUUCUGAGAUUUACCUCAGAACUAACCUUUACAAGGUCAUUGCCCAUAUUUUGAGCACUUAUAGAAAACGCAUUGGUAAAGAUUUGGUCAAGGAUGUGCUCCUGCUUAUUCUUCAGGACCUUACUUAUUCUUCCAACGCCUUUAAGGUUUUUGCUGUGGAUGGUGAAGAUGGUCCUGUCACUGGAAAGUCUGACGAUUUGGAUGAUCCUGCUCGUGUUUUGACCAACAAUAUAGCAGAGCUUUUGUCCACUUUAUCACUUAUACAAGACUCGAUCCCUCUUAUUCUGAACUACCCUGCCGAAGUAUUUGAUGAACUUACUCGCAACAUUGUUCAAUGUUCUGUCUUGCCGCUUGAUGUUGCAGAAGACUACAUGGCAGACUUCAACCAGUACGUGACAGAAAUUACCGGGCUUUCGGGUAUCACCACGGCAAGAGAUGCUGUUAGAGAUUACAUUAUGGAUUUGGGCGACAAGGAUGCGUCUCACUUAUUUGAAGUAAUCAAGAACGAAGCAGUUAACCUGUCUCUUGAAUGGAGAGUUCACGAGGCGUACUUACUUAUUGCAGAAUCACUUUUCCUGAACGAACAAGCUGAUUCGCUUGGUGCUGAUCUUCCAUUAUCACAAUAUGUGUCAACCAUUGACGGCCUCAUUAAUACCAACGCCCAUCCAUUGGUGCUUUCGAGAAUCUUCAUUCUUCUUCCGAAGUUCAUAGAGAAGUUCUCCAGCAAGCUCUCAGUUAACGACUUUGGCUCGGUCCAAUUCAAGAAGACUUAUGCAUUUGCCUCGUCUUCAAACGACGAUCUGUUCAAGAUCGUUCAAGCCAGUACUCUUGUUGCUGCCACUUUCUGGAAACAAGUUCCAGGUUUGGACUUGACCAUUAUGGGCCUUGAUCUGCAGAGACAAAUUGUGGAAGUUUCAUACGGCUUGCUCGAAGACAGCGAGGAGGAUACGCCUCCAGUUAUCAUGGAAGCACUCGCUGUAGCUAUUGAUGUUGAUCAGCGCAACGCAUUCAAUCUUAUGAUCGAUGGAGAUCACUCUGUUAUCGACAUCAUUAUUAAAUCUGCUUUCAAGGAUCCAGCCAAUAUCCAACUUUCUAUUGAUUCUGCUGAGUGUCUUGAAACCUUAUUGAAUUCAGUCUCCAUGCAAGAGUACCUUCAGGUAUGUGAUAGACUGCUUCCUUUCGUCAUCAAAAUUGUUGCUGAAGCAGCUUCAUCUAAGUCAGUCGAGUACUCUCCACAGCUCAACUUGGCGCUUGACCUUUUGGGUAACAUUCUUCUGGCAGCUCCAUCCGAGCCUGAUGCUCAGACUAACAGCUUUCCUAAGGAGGUCUUUGACUUCGCUUUCCCUGUGUUAAGACAACUCAUUCUCAGAGCGAGCGACGAUCAAAUUCUUCAAAGUGGUGCUGAGGUCUUCAACAGUCUUUUGCAGAAGGCUCCUAACUACUUUGUUGAGUAUUCAGACCCUUCAACCAACGAAUCAGGUAUGAAUAUCAUUGUGGCUGUUGCUGGUAAGUUCUUAUCUCCUGAACUUUCCGAUAGCGCUGCCAUGAACUGUGGCCUUAUUGUUGCAUCUUUGUUUGAGAACUUCCAAUCAUACCUUGACAAUGACUUCUUCUACCAGUUACUUAGUGCCACUGUUAGAAGAUUAGUCAUCGCAAAGGCUGUUGUCACAAUUGAGAACCUUAUCAUGGUGUUCUGCAAGCUCGUUCUCAAUGCUUCCCCAGAAAACUUAAUUAACGCUUUGACUGCGGUGGAGGUUGUCAUGCCAGAUAGCCAACAACAACGCAAUGGAUUGGAGGCUGUUUUGCCCAUCUGGUUUAAUGCUUUUGAAGUGACGCGAGGCUAUCAGAAGAUUCAACAGAAUGUUCUUGCCUUGGGUAAGCUUUAUUCUAUCAAUGACUCCAGAGUUUCUUCUAUGAUUGUUGAUGGAGACAUCAUUCCCUACGAAGGUGAUAUCAUCAUCACCAGAUCGAAGGCUAAGUCGAUGCCUCAGAAGUUCACACAAAUCUCUGCUCCAGUCAAGAUCUUGAAAUUACUUGCAAAUGAGCUAGGCUUCCAAUGCCAGCAGCCAAAUGCCGACGACUACAAUCUUGAUAAGCAAGAUGAAGAUGAAGAAGAAGGUGACGGUGGAGACUGGGAGGAUCUCGACGAUAUUGGAGUUCCUACGUAUGAAAAAUUGAAGUCAUACGUGGAUUCUGAUAGCGAGGAAGAUGGUGAUGCGGCUCCUGUGGGAGAUCAAACUGUUAAGGACAUGUUACUUCAGUUCUUCAAAGAAUGUGUUUCAAAGAACUUAGGUAACUUCCAGCAGUACUACGAAGCACUUGACGAUGACGAGAAGAAGAUUCUCACGGAGAACAUUGUGUUCUAA
Molecule: messenger RNA, 3120 nt
Organism: Candidozyma haemuli
Lineage: Eukaryota; Fungi; Ascomycota; Pichiomycetes; Serinales; Metschnikowiaceae
Exons: 1
Coding region: 1-3120 (1039 amino acids)
Biological process (GO): protein import into nucleus
Cellular component (GO): nuclear envelope; cytosol
Molecular function (GO): small GTPase binding
Source: RefSeq, a predicted model, not a curated record